Mytilus californianus (California mussel) is the source of this 4533-nucleotide messenger RNA. RefSeq lists its product as uncharacterized. Lineage: Eukaryota; Metazoa; Mollusca; Bivalvia; Mytilida; Mytilidae. Gene Ontology annotation, molecular function: zinc ion binding; ubiquitin-protein transferase activity. The transcript has 3 exons. Gene Ontology annotation, biological process: positive regulation of DNA-templated transcription. The record is from RefSeq and is a predicted model, not a curated record. Gene Ontology annotation, cellular component: nucleoplasm; chromatin. Bases 116 to 1816 code for a protein of 566 amino acids.
ACGAAUUUUAGUUUAUAUCGAGACUAGGAAAGUGGAAGAGAUUUUCUAGAAAGAGUUUUGGAAAAGUCAGUUGAGUGACUAGGCGGACGAGCAAAAUUACAACAACAGAGGCUUAAUGGAUUGGAUCAAAAGUUCUUUAAAAAGAAGGGAAACAAACCCAGAACAAAAUAGGUUGGACGGCAAAUAUUGUGCAAGUUGUGGGAAUGAACACACCAAAGCAGUGUCAUGGUGCAGCGACUGCAGGUAUUUUGUAUGUAAACCAUGUAGCAUAUAUCACGAAGAAAAAAUCCGCCCAUGUCAUAAGAUAUUAUCCAUGGAAACGAUACAACAAGUCAGUUAUUUCCUUCUUGAAUUGUCCCUAAAAUGCGGACAGCAUCCUAAUAACAAUAUUCUACUGUACUGUAAUCAACAUGCCCAGAUCAUUUGUGAUUCAUGUCAACUUGAAAGGCAUCAUAUGUGCAAGCCUAUUUCAUUGGAAGAAGCUGCCAUUACCGUUAAAGAUGGGACCGCCAUGAGCUGCCUUGAGGAAAGGAUGCAUGACCUAAGUAAAGUUUCAAAAGAGAUGCUGAAUCAAAUAGAGGAAAAAAUUGAAGAUUUGAAGAAUCGUCAAAAUAUAUUCAAGCAAAGAGUGUCAGAUACCAAACAGAAAUUAAUUGGUCAUUUGAAUAAGUUAGAAUCAGAAAUACAUACAGAUAUUGAUUCUAAGUAUGGGCAAUGUAAUGAGACGGUGUCCAAAAUUAAACAUAGCCUUGAAGAAUGUACUUCAUCACUGUCUAUAUGGAAAGUCGAUCUUAAAUCACUGAGAGACACUACAUCUGAAAUCCAUUUAUUCCAGUCGGUUAAAUUACUAGAAGAGAGGACUAAUGAACAAGAUUCAGAAAUCAGAAAAAUUCAAAUAGCUGAUAUUCCAACCUUUACGUACAAACCUUCAGAACUAGAGUCAAACAUGGAAAAGUUGCUCGCAGACUUGGGUAAAAUUGAAAAAGAGGAAUUUCCAGUACCAAUGUCUAAACUAAAUAGGGACCAAGGAGGGCAGAAUAUUGUCAGAAAUCAGGAAAAGUUGUUGUUGACACAUUCUUUCCAGACCAAGAAAUUAGGUAAUGACGUGAACAUUUCUGGAGCUUGCUUUAUUUCCAGUGAUAGGUUACUCCUUGGUCAUCACAAUGAUACAAAACUUUCGGUUUGUAAACUUGAUGGAUCCGACUUUAGUACCAUUAAUUUGGAUUAUAAACCAGAACGAAUUACCCUGUACGACAAUAAUUAUGCUUUAGUAUCUGCAGGACUCGAAGGUGUACAAAUCAUUGACCUUACACUGUUAAAGCCUGGCAAAAAAAUUAAAGUUAAAGGAAAUUGUAAAGCAAUCACUAGUUCAAAGAACCAAAUCUAUAUAAAAAAUCAACACAAGACACUAACCAAAAUUGAUAUCAAAGGUAAAAUUCUGAAAACAAUACACACAGCAUUUGAUCCUUGGGAUAUAUGUGCCAGCAAGGAAGGAGAUGUCUAUUAUACCCACGUUGGUGGUAAUAGGGUCAACGUUGUAACACCGGAUGAAAAACAAAAUGAGAUAUACACUAGUCCUGACCUAAUAGGUGCUGAAGGUGUUACUGUAGACGAUCGUGGUCAUGUGUUUAUAGCCGGGAAUAGCUCAAACAACAUACAUAGAAUAACAUAUGCUGAUAAACAGCCAUUGAGUAUUGCCAUGAAAGUAGACGAUGUUAUCCAUCAACCGAUCGGGUUGUCUUUCAACAAUGAAACAAAACGGCUGUUAGUUGUUCACGACAAUUAUCAAUCUAUCAGCAUUUAUAAACCACAAUGAACACUGACUAUUUACUCAAUUAAGCUUUCUAGCUUUAUGACUAAGACAACGAUAAAAUAAUAUUUUUUUUGUAAUUCAGAUAUAUAAUUGUUUUACGAUAUAAGAAAGCGAGAGAGAAGAUACAAAGGGAUACAAAAAUGAAAACUAUGAAAAGAAAUACAAAUGUUCAUAUUCCGUACGAAAACCAGGUUCUUCAAAUUGAUUCGACUGGCAUGACGGGCGGAACAUUUAGAAUAGUACUGGAAAAUCAUAUAUAAUGGAUAGGGGUAAAAAUUUGCCUUGCAACAGGCCACCUACAAACCUCUUAGAGAGAUGUUGCAAGCGUUCGUUAACGUGCAGAGGUCAUGAUACUCAUCAUACAGGUGGCAUCGGAUAUAACGUCCCCUCCUGCCAUACACAUAAAAAGAAAUUACCAAAAAUAGUGGACAAUACAAAAGACCAAACCAACGACCAACACUCCACUCCUCCGGAAAACACCAAGAUGAAAAAACAAAGAAAAGCAACACCGACAUUGCCCGCAGUUCAUCGCAGUCGGUCUGACACAUAUAUGCGUUAAACCAUACAAAAUACAACCGUAUCUUAUAACAUUCGGGAUUACUGAAAGCAAGCUCAAAGUACUUUUGAAAUAUAAUAAUAAAGAAACCCUGUCUGCUUACACUUUGCUGUUUAGUACAUUUUUGAUAUUUCUACAGCAGCACCAUGAAAAGACCAGACAACAACGAUCUUGUGCAAACCCAAAGAAGUGAUUUGAUCCGCGUAUUCAUAUAUGAAGAUAAAAAGACAACGUAUAAGAUAUAAAAUUCAAAGCUAUCAAACAUCUGUAAAAAUCCAACUCCAAAAUUACAAAUUUGGAUGAAAAAAAUUAAAACCCUGUCUUGUCCAUGUAAAAGAGAGACGAAAGAUACCAGAGGGACAGUCAAAAGUAAAAUCUUACAGUUUUUGUAUUAAGGAUUUGGGUAGAGGUGUAAUGCCACCAAAUCAUAGAACGUCACAUCCGGUUGCAUACGAAAAAGGGUCGAAAAAAAAUAUUCCCUUGAAUUUGACAGUUGUAGGAAAUUAAUCCUACAUUUCAUUGCAGUAAAAAUUUCUGGGUCAUAAACAUAUAUCUUGGGUGUUUCAAAGCACCAUUAUUUUUUUAUUUGGUGUUUCUAUAGAAUAUUUUGGAAACUUGAGGUUACAUGGUUACUAAAGUUUGUACACAGGUAAAAACGAGGUGAAAAUUUGAUUGGUUAACUUCCAGUGAUGGUUAUUUUCUUAUGUGAAAUUUUGUCUAUAAUACUGGCCAUGGACAGGAUAAAACUUCACUCAUUCCAAGUAUUUCUUUAUUUGAAACAAAGAUAAAUUCUGCACAAUUUUUUGAAAAGUGCAAAUUUAACAUAGACUAAAAGAAGAAAAUCAAUGGUGGUAUUACACCUAGUUAGUGAGUUCACGAUUAUCGCUAAAUUGUUUGAAGAGGGACAACUCUAAUAGGGGAAAAUCAAUGGUGGUAUUACACCUAAUAUGGGAAGCUGCACCGCACAUGCACCUUUGACCUUGCGAGUACUCUCGUUUGUUAAAAUUUCAUGCAUAUUAAGUGAAAUAUUACAAAUAUGAAAUAAUCUGAGUGGAUAGUCUCAAAAACACAUUUUAUGAGAAUAUUGCCUUGGAAUAGGACUCUACCAUGAAUAUUACUAGACAGAGCAAGCCAUACUCAGUGUUUUGGGGGAGCUUUUUCUGACUUUUUCUCCUUAUUUCUUAUAUUCAGCUAUAAUAAAAAACUUUUUCCUAAGUAAUACUUUAAUAGAUAUAUAGUUUUAAAUAAAUGAAAUUAUUUUAAAAGCAGUAACAACAAAUUAUUCACUAAAAGAGACGCUUUUUAUGACAAAACUUGACAGUAAUACUUGAAAUAACCAGUAUUACAAAGGAAAAAAGUCACAUUCAGUUUAGUCAACAAAAAAAUCUUCUUCAGGUGUUAUAUCACAAAAUCAUAGUACAUCACAUCCGGCUGCGUACGAAAAAGGAUCGAAAAAAAAUAUUCCCUUGAAUUUGACAGUUAAUCCUACAUUUCGUUGCAGUAAAAAAUUUCUUGGUCAUAAAAAUAUAUCUUGGGUGUUUCAAAGCACAAUUUUUUUUUUAUUAUUUGGUGUUUCUAUAGAAUUUUUUGGAAACUUGAGGUUACAUGGUUGCUAAAGCUUGUACACAGGUAAAAACGAGGUAAAAAUUUGAUUGGUUAACUUCCAGUGAUGGUUAUUUUCUUAUAUGCAAUGAAAUGUUAUGUGAAAUUUUGUCUAUAGUACUGGACAGGAUAAAACUGUACUCAUGCCAAGUAUUUCUUUAUUUGAACCAAGGAUAAAUUCUGCACAAUUUUUUGAAAAUUGCAAAUUUAACAAAGACUAAAAGGAGAAAAUCAAUGGUGGUAUUACACCUAGUUAGGGAGUUCACGAUUAUCGUUAAAUUGUUUGAAGAGGGACAACUCUCGUCAAAAGUGAAACCCCACUAUUUUUUUUAAACAUUUUAAUCAUUUUUGUUUGUUUGUAUUAUUAAACAUCAUAAUCAGUGCGAGAGUUUUCUGAGAUAGAUGUACAAGUGUGUGCAAAUCAGUUUAUUUUUCAUUUUCUCUUUAUCAUAUGGUUGUAAUGAGUCCUUUGACUGUGUUUAAUAAAAAGUUUAUAGUAUAAAGUAAGAAACAUAUCGUAUAUUUUAAAUAUUUGCAAAUAUAUAUAAUUUUAUAUUCUUAA